AUGCAGAGCGCAAACAACGUCAACAAGCGCGAUGAUCCCUAUCACUUCUUUGGUGACCUUUGGCUUGAAUCCCCCGAGGAGCAUCUCAGCAGGGAAGAGUUAUCCCGCCUGAUGGCCUUCGAGCCUCUCAUCUGCGACUUGGAGAAUCGAACUCAAUGUUCGGCACACGAUAUACGCAACGCGUUCUCGAACUUUGCCUUACGUGAAACAGAAGCAUGGGAAAGUCUCGGAGUAGAAAGGUCUUUGAAACUACUGGUACAACCCAGUGGCGAUGUCGGUGCUGUUGUUGCCUGUCACCUUCACAAUCCUACCUUCUACGCAAAGGACCCAUACUGUAAAGAGACAGAAACCAAGUCAAAUCCUACAAUUCAGCAGGUUAAUCAAGCCGGUUUUUCGUCUCAAAAUUGUUUCAUCUUCGAUCACAUCUGUCGCCGUGACAGAACAGAAGACGUGCUGCUGUUCUAUAAUGACGAGAUAAUUGGGAUUCACGAAGACUUCAUGCUCUCUCUGAGGAGACGAAUGGGUGCUAAAGUCGAGAUAUGCUGGGGAAGACAUGUGCGCGAAAGGAUGAAGAAGCUUGUUAACCUUGUUCCCUUCAAACUCUGGGGUCGGUUCCAAGAUGUGGAGCUAUACCUAGAAUUAGAGGGCCAGAGGCUCAUAAGAUUCGUUAUCUUUGUGGCACACCCACAGUUCUUUUUUUAUCAUGGGUUUUUUACGGAGAAUGGUGUGCGUUUCAGAGCAACGUCUGCAAAAAAACAAGACCUAUACCUGACAGUCGCUAGCAAGCUGGGCGGCAUCGCAAUCAGGCAGGAUUUCUACGAGACCAUCCAUCGUCCUGCCCUCUAUGGGCAGUUCACCCGGGAACAUAGGGAAAUCGUCAAUCGGUUAGAAGCCGAUGCUGAUUCCCAGCUAAAGAAGGCAUUCCCACAGAAAUACCAUCAGCUUGAAUUGGCAAUGGAAGAACUACGGCGAUCUCACCAUAUCCACAACAUGUCUCGAUCUUUUCUCGAGGCUGCCGGACAAGUCCUUGUAGGUAGCACCAAUGUUCGCAAUACAACUCAGCUUCAGCUUCUGUCAGAACUUCCGUCUGAUUGGGACAGUAUUUCAGAGUGGCAUGAGAUCCCGGACCCACUCGUUGAAUGGAUUCACCAACAGGCUGGCCUUCAGGUAGACCAGAAGCCGAUUUCAUCCAAAGACGAGCUUCUGACAGCAUUCUACUUUUUAUCGCCUGCCAAUUACGGGCAGUCCCACGAGUCUCUUAUGCAUGUUAUCGUCAAGGUGGGAAUAUGGUACAUUACCAGGGUGCAAAAGAAAAGGCACGAGAGCGUUGUGGAUCUGAUCAUCCCUGGCGCAAGGCCUUACGACAUUGUCCGCAGAAAAUGUUCGAAAUGUGGCGAAAGAGUCCUUGAUGAUGCCUUUGCUUCUUACGCGAAGGAAGAUCCGAAAAAGUACGUCAUUUGGUAUCGUCUACAUGGAUGUGGCCGUCCAGCCUGCAGUUCUGCUGUAGAUGGUACCUGUUUUGCAAACCUUAUCCCGCUGGACCCAAACCAGGGCUACAAAAUCGCAACACGUCGGAGCCUCCAGUGUGCGCGGUCGGCAGUCUGGGAGGAAUACCUGCUGCGCCUGUCGGAGGAUGAACGAAGGGCCACGCAGAAGGAGGUCCAAACCCGCUGCGGAAACUGUGGGACUGAAGAAUACCUCGACAGAAAACCCAGGUGGACUGCCGAGCCAUCAUCAAGGUACGUCAUCCCCGUCCGGGGAUGCAGGGUAUGUAAGAAGAGGUUCUGUUCAUUUGUUCCGACGGACCCAAAGAUUGUCACCAUAUCAAAGGCUUCACUGAGCAAGAAAUGGAGAGAUCUCAAGCAAGCUGGUAUCGACCCAAUCGAUUAUCCUCGCAGGCCAGAGAUAUUAUGGUCACAUAAAUCGCACCUUACAAAGCGCAAGGAGUUGGAAAGGGAAAGAGACAUGCUUUUGGCUAAUGAGGAGGCUGAACUACUGAGUCAAGAGCCGAAGAAGAGGAACUUCAACUCGAAAAGAAGGCUGAAGUCUUAG
This is a messenger RNA of Aspergillus lentulus, 2052 nucleotides long. The record is from RefSeq and is a predicted model, not a curated record. Lineage: Eukaryota; Fungi; Ascomycota; Eurotiomycetes; Eurotiales; Aspergillaceae.